CAACUCGCGUGAGCUGUGACUGGCGGGAGUCUAAUCUUAAAGCUUAAUCUCCAUGGCCAUAAGGCUUUAUGACAUGCCCGGAACGGACCAGUAAGAGUGGAUGCGGAUGGCACCAGGGCAAAGAUUAAUCAGCGGCUGAUUAUUUAAACCCAAUCGUAAGGCAAAGUCCCUUAGUUGAGAGACUGAAUCGGCCACAGGAUGAGGAGGCUUAGAUGUACCUGGAGCUCUGUGAAACCCCUGAUCAUCAUCCUUACACCACUGUCACUGCUGCCGCUGCCGUUGGUUAUCACGACAAAGGAAGCAGAAUGUGCCUAUAUCCUAAUUCUAAUGGCUGUGUACUGGAUGACAGAGGUGCUUCCUCUCUCAGUAACUGCGCUUCUGCCUGCUGUGCUUUUCCCUCUCUUUGGGAUCAUGAAGUCCUCACAGGUCGCCUCUGUGUAUUUCAAAGACUUUCAUUUGCUGUUGCUCGGGGUCAUCUGUCUAGCAACAGCCAUUGAGAAAUGGGGUCUUCAUCGCCGAAUUGCUCUCAGAUUAGUGACUGCUGUCGGUGUCAACCCUGGCAUGUUGAUGCUGGGCUUUAUGGUUGGCUGCGCUUUUCUCUCCAUGUGGUUGAGUAACACCUCAACUGUUGCGAUGGUGAUGCCGAUUGUGGAAGCUGUGAUACAGCAGGUUUUGAAUGCAAACGAUGAGCCCAGCAAAGACCACAAGGGGGCGUUAAAUGGCAUCUCUAACCCUGCUCUUCAACUUGAAGAUAUCGAGGCCCAGUGUGACCAACCUGAGAAGAUUAAAAGUAUUGAAGCAGGAGUCAUAGAGCCAGUUCAGACAGCUCCCGAGGAAUCCGAAACUAAGUCACAAGCUUCGCUGAUAAAUGGAAAGUAUAAGACCCGGGAAGAUCACUUGAUGUGCAAAGGCUUAUCACUCUGCAUUGCCUACUCCUCAUCUAUUGGAGGUCUGACCACCCUUCCAGGAACCUCAACCAACCUCAUUUUUUCCGAAUACAUGCACCAGUAUUACCCAGAAUGCAGGAUCAUAAAUUUUGGGAACUGGUUUGUGCUUUGUCUUCCCAUCUGCAUAAUUAUGCUGAUUUUGUCAUGGAUAUUCCUACACUGGAUGUUCCUAGGAAGCAACUUUCGUGCCAGUCUGUGUUCCAAAAAGCAGUCCGAGAAGGAGAAAAACACUGCCAGGAUGCUCAACAAUCAGUACAAGUCACUUGGACCCAUAAGCUGGCAGGAGAUCAUCAUCUUGGUUAUCUUCAUUCUGAUGGCGGUUCUGUGGUUUACAAGAGAACCAGGUUUCAUGCCAGGCUGGUCAUCGCUGUUCGCUGGGUACAGAGGCUACGCUUCAGAUGCCACAGUAGCGCUGUUACUAGGUUUCUUUUUCUUCAUCAUCCCCGCACACAAGCCAAGCAUGGAUCGCUACGAGGCCUUAAUAACAUGGAAGGAAUUUCAGGCCUGUAUGCCGUGGGAGAUCUGUCUGCUCGUGGGUGGAGGUUUCGCUUUGGCCGAGGGCACAAAGACUUCUGGUUUGUCAUCUUGGGUUGCUGAACUGCUGACUCCCUUGGGAAAUCUCCAUCCUUUAGCCACAGUCACCAUCGCCUGCCUUAUUGUCACCUCGAUCACGGAGGUGGCCAGCAAUGCUGCCACAAUCACAAUCUUUUUGCCUAUACUGGCCCCAUUGGCGGAGGCGAUUGGGGUGAAUCCUCUGUACAUGCUGAUUCCUACAGCCCUGUGUGUGUCUUUCUCCUUCCUGCUUCCGGUGUCUAACCCUCCUAACGCUAUUGUCUUCACAUACGGCCAUGUUACAAGCAUGGAUAUGGUGAAAGCAGGUCUGGGUGUUAACGUUAUAGGCGUUCUUACAGUCCUAUUAGCUCUUACAACAUGGGGAACACCUCUGCUUAACUUGGACACCUACCCAGACUGGGCACCAGUAAGGAAUAUCACUGGAGUAUGACCAUCAUUGUGACAAUGUUAGUAAAUGAACCCUUUAGUUUUAAGAUUAAACAGGAAGUGGCACACUGUUGUCUGACCCUCCAAAUGUUUUUCAUGGUGGACUUCUUGUACACAUGGAAUAAAGUGUGGCCCGCUUGCCUCAAGCAACACAACAGACGGCUGUGAAGACUAAGAUUUUGGGUUCCAGAAGAUGUUCUGCUUGAACAAAAUUGUUUAUAUUUUUUGUAUUAUAAUGUUUGUAAACAAGUCCUUGAUUGCUUAGGCUCUGUGUUUGUGAAAAUUGUUGUUUAUUAAGAAAAAGGUACGAUGAUUUGACUUUAGAAAUCCUGUCAAUGAGUUGCCUUCACAGUUAGUCAACGCAGUGCAAUGUUUAUACAGAAUGUAUAAUGUAUUAUAAGUGUAUUUUUCUUUAGCCUUAAAGGUCAGUUUGCACGAUAGGGUUAGUCCUGUUGGUUGACUGUCUAAAAACUGCUUUGCACAAAUUUUUAUAUGUAUAUUAUAUAUUUUUGUUAUAUAGUAGCAUGUGCAUAUACAGAUAAAUAACCAUGUGUAGGAUGUUGAAAUGACAGACUAAAAUGAACGGAUUGUGUUUUCAUGAAAGUUAACUUAAAAAAAAAUGUUUGCAGAUAACACUCCCCCUAGUGGCCAGCAAAUAAUAGCUUUCACUUUUUGAACAAAUACAAUGUGGAUAGUUUUGUUUUUUAAGAUUUUUUUAUGUUCAUACAGCACUGUAACUGAAUGAAAUGCAAAUACAAGCAUUUUCUGCAUCAGUUUGGGUGUUUCAUUGUUACAAUUUUUUUUUUAUCAUUGAAAGAGACUAAAUAUGUCAUACAAUUAUUCUCUGUAUGUGUGUAUUUAUAAUAUCAUAGUUAAUUUGGAGUGAACUAUUUGACAUAAAGCCACAUGGUCACAGUAUGACAGAUUCACUCAGAUGUGUUUCACUGAUUUUGCCAGAAAAACACAUUUAAAUGUGACAGGAACUAUUCAUCAUGUUCUGGCAGUAAUUCGUACUAAUUUGAAUAAAACAAAUAAACAUUGGAGGUUCAUAAAA
Misgurnus anguillicaudatus (oriental weatherfish) is the source of this 3000-nucleotide messenger RNA. RefSeq names its product solute carrier family 13 member 1 (gene slc13a1). Gene Ontology annotation, biological process: sodium ion transport; sulfate transmembrane transport. Gene Ontology annotation, molecular function: sodium:sulfate symporter activity. Lineage: Eukaryota; Metazoa; Chordata; Actinopteri; Cypriniformes; Cobitidae. Gene Ontology annotation, cellular component: plasma membrane. The record is from RefSeq and is a predicted model, not a curated record.